AUGUUAAUCACUUGCUGGACAGCAUCUAUUUCUUUUUUUUUUUUUUUUCUCUCUCUCUCUCUCCACCUAACUCUGCUGUUAUUCAUCUCUAAGCAGUUCUUUCUUUCUUUUAAUGUCAUAAAAUUUGUCCGCGUCCGUGUUGUGGAUGAUGAGGAAUAUGAAAAGAAUGAGACCUUUUUCAUUUGGUUAGACGAACCUUACCUGGUGAAGAAACCGACUGAUACUGAUUCUACUCACUCAGGAAGCAGCUCUGGAAGUGUUGUGGAAGAAGAUGAUCCGGUCUUGGCUGAAUUGGGCAAACCUCGUCGUGGUGAAAACAUCAAGAUCACAGUCCACAUUAUUGAGAGUACAGAAUUCAAGAGUGUUGUAGACAAAUUGUUGAAGAAGGCUAACUUGUCUUUAGUUGUUGGCACUUCUUCUUGGAGGGAGCAGUUCAUUGAAGCCAUUACUGUAAAUGCAGGUCAGUGUACAAACACAUCAUUUCUCUCUCUCUCUCACCAAUUUUAUUUCUUUUUCUUUUCAUUUUUGUCCUUUUCUUUCUUUUUUUUUGUUCUUUUGUUUUCAAAUUUCUUUUUUGUUUUUUCAGAAGCAAAAGAUGAAGGCGGAGGGUCAGAGGAAAAAGCAUCAAAAGGUUUUGCUACCAUUUCUGAAGGGGACGAUGAUCAGGAAGAAGGUGAGGAAGAGAAGUUGCCCUCUUGCAUGGAUUACAUCAUGCACUUUGUCUGUCUUUUCUGGAAGGUCCUCUUUGCUUUUGUUCCACCAACAGAUUACUGGGGGGGAUGGGCUUGCUUUACAGUCAGUAUUAUUCUUAUUGGUGUGCUGACUGCUUUCAUUGGUGAUUUUGCCAGCCAUUUUGGUUGUACGAUAGGCCUUAAAGAUGCAGUUACUGCUGUCUCAUUUGUUGCCCUUGGUACGAGCGUGCCAGACACAUUUGCCAGCAAAGUUGCUGCCAUCAAUGACAAAUAUGCAGAUUCUUCCAUUGGUAAUGUAACCGGCAGCAACGCUGUCAACGUGUUCCUUGGAAUUGGUAUUGCAUGGAGUAUUGCUGCCAUCUACCAUGCAGCAAACGGCACAGUAUUUCGCGUCCAUCCGGGCACUCUGGCCUUCUCUGUCACAAUUUUCUGUGUGUUUGCCUUCUUCACAAUUAUUUUGUUGGUUAGCCGGCGACACCGUGCAGUUGGUGGUGAGCUGGGUGGCCCUCUAAAAAUUGAGUAUAAAAAUUCAAAACUUGGCAUUUUGCAAUCACUCUUCAUUUUCUUUCUUUUUAAUUUCAUUCUUCCUCUCUCUCACCAACAACCAUUAAUUUCUCGUCUUGACCAUUUCUUAACCACCCCACCCACCCCCCACCUGCCGCCACUCCUUUGGUUUGAUGAGCACAUGUCCAGGCCACUGCUAAUCAAACAUGAUGAAGUGGUCAAGCUGCCAAACUGUUUGUCAUUUGCUUUCUAG
This is a messenger RNA of Acanthosepion pharaonis, 1449 nucleotides long. NCBI's taxonomy places the organism in Eukaryota, Metazoa, Mollusca, Cephalopoda, Sepiida, Sepiidae. The record is from the annotation of a GenBank genome assembly.